AUGCCAUUCCUAGGGCAUCCGCUAUCCUCAACUCUAGUAUAUAUUUGGUCGAGAAGGAAUCCCGAUACUCAACUAAGUUUCCUUGGUUUACUGGUCUUCACAGCUCCAUAUUUACCUUGGGUCUUGAUGGGAUUCAGUUUAGUAUUACAUGGGACGAUUCCAAAAGAUGAAAUGAUGGGAGUUGUCAUUGGCCACAUCUGGUACUUCUUCUCGGACGUCUAUCCACCUCUACACAACGGACAACGUCCCUUUGAUCCGCCAAUGUUCUGGAGAAGAUUAUUCGAGAGACAGCCAAGGCAGGAAACAGCGGAUGCAAUCAACAACGAUAUCGCAAUGGCGGCCGCACCAGCACCGGAAGUAAGAUAA
Molecule: messenger RNA, 366 nt
Organism: Sclerotinia borealis F-4128
Lineage: Eukaryota; Fungi; Ascomycota; Leotiomycetes; Helotiales; Sclerotiniaceae
Source: the annotation of a GenBank genome assembly